Notothenia coriiceps (black rockcod) is the source of this 359-nucleotide messenger RNA. Its product is annotated as serine/threonine-protein kinase PAK 2-like. Gene Ontology annotation, molecular function: protein kinase activity; ATP binding. NCBI's taxonomy places the organism in Eukaryota, Metazoa, Chordata, Actinopteri, Perciformes, Nototheniidae. The transcript is spliced from 2 exons. The annotation marks the transcript as partial. Gene Ontology annotation, biological process: protein phosphorylation. The record is from RefSeq and is a predicted model, not a curated record.
CAUGUUGUGUUCUGCAGGUGGCCAUCAAACAGAUCAACUUGCAGAAGCAGCCGAAGAAAGAGCUGAUAAUCAAUGAGAUCCUGGUCAUGAAGGAGAUGAAGAACCCCAACAUUGUCAACUUUGUAGAUAGUUUCCUCGUAGCAGACGACCUCUACGUGGUGAUGGAGUACCUGGCGGGUGGUUCUCUAACUGACGUGGUGACAGAAACCUGUAUGGACGAGCCUCAGAUCGCCGCCGUGUGCAGAGAGGUAGGACUCUUCAAAGACGUUUUAAAAACUGCCAAAGCACGUCAUGAUUUAUAUAUCGUGCGGACAAUGAAGGGCUCAAUAGAUCCCACCUAUUUGAUAUUUUCUUGAAUA